Magallana angulata is the source of this 2024-nucleotide messenger RNA. RefSeq lists its product as uncharacterized. The transcript has 12 exons. The coding region runs from base 167 to 1390 and encodes 407 amino acids. NCBI's taxonomy places the organism in Eukaryota, Metazoa, Mollusca, Bivalvia, Ostreida, Ostreidae. The record is from RefSeq and is a predicted model, not a curated record.
AACCGUGACGUCACACGUAUACAAAUGGCGGGAGGUCGCCGAGAAAAUCGCAAGUGUUAACAUGGCUGGAAAGUAAAAGCCAUGCUUGACAUCACCUGACCCUGUAAUCGUGUAUCAGUGGCUAUCCGCCAAAGAUGUUGUGUUCUGUACUGUAAUUGAUUUGAAAAUGAUGGAUUCGCAGAGGAGUAGUGAUUUCCAGGCCACAGAGAGAAUAUUUCGUAAAGUAGUACACCCAGGCCUGGAUUCUCUACGACUCGUGGACAAAAAUGGUGUACCAAUUAAUACACCACUCAGUAGCAUGAAGCAGAAAAUGUUCAUCCUUAGUCCGCGAGGGGUCCCAACUCGUGUGACGAACCACGCCUACAGUGGACAACCAAUGCGCAUGUCUCGUCCAUAUUCUGAAGGGGUUGUAGGAAGGAAAGAUUUUUAUUCUCCGUCUGACUUAGUUAUCAGUGAACAGCUGUAUUUGCUAUCACGUUUAGAAGUACCAGAGUAUAACAAUGAAAACUUGUAUGAGCAACCAACAUAUUAUAGGACUACCAAGUCCGUCGUGCCAUACAGCACCAAGAGGAGUGCUAACCAGAGUAAAGGGGGGCUGGUCAAGUCUAACAAGUCUAAAAGUGCCUCUAGUCGCGGCUAUCUGAGUAGUGUAGCUGAUGAAAAGAGAUUUCUACAGUCAGCUAACAGCUCCCAGAGCUCUCGCUGGAACACCAGUGGCCAGGGCCUGAGGCUGGAGAAGGAAUGGACUGACCUUGCCAAUUCCAGGUCCCUGAAACGCAACUCAGAGAUAGUAACUCACAGAGUAGACAGAAUGUAUUUUAUGACUGGAAAUUCAAUUAAUCUUAAACCCAAGUAUCAUGUGGAUGAGGAAGAGCUCCAUAGACUAAGAGAGAUUUCAAAAUCCAGGCAGUCGUCAAGAAGACAAAACCGGGUCAUUCAUAUGCCUGCAUGCAGCAGUCAACAUUCCAAGAAAGUUCAGCACCAUUCUCAGUUGGAAGAAGACUUGCAGGCACUUACUGUCAAAGAAGGAAACACAGAAAAGAAUGAAAAUGAUAAUGCAGAAAAUUCUGGAGAAAAUGUUGAGAGACCAAAGAGUCCCCUGGGUGGCUGGUCACUAACAGAGAACCCUGCCCCAGAGCCUGACCAGAAAGAGGCUCUCAGUCGUUUGUCACUCCACAAAGACGAUAACCCAGAGGUUCCUCCCUCAGAGGGUGGAAACAGUGAGAGAGACAACAUGACAAACGGCGAGGAUGAUGGAUUUCAUGAAGAGGAAGUGGACAUGAAGGGAAGAGCAGAUGGAAGACAGGGGGUGGAAGAUGUGAUAGAACCUAAUACAGAUGAUGCAAUCCCAGAGGAAAGUGCAAAUAAUACUGUGGAGGAAGAGCCUUGAUCAAGCUAUAAUACUUGUGAAGUUUAUUCUUUUACUGUGAUUCCCAAAGCUUUACAGUCUGUGAUGAACAUAGAAACAUUAUGGUGGAAGAGUUGUCUUCCAGUAUGAGUGAAUAAAGAGAAUGGGUUUCCAUCAAGGAUGGAUCAAUAAACUGCAGCAUGGCAGCUGUAUAAUGAUGUGUGGUGAUUGAUAUCCAAUCAUAAACUUUAAUCUCCCAAAAACAUCAAUGAUCUUAGAAUUAAGAGGUUUUUUAUGCUCCUAAAAUGUAAUUGUGAUAGAGAUAAUUUUUUAUGUAAAUGUGAUGUUUUCAUUACUUGUGUUGAUACUUUAUUUUUUUAAAGAUAUCCCUUUGUGUAUUACUUUUUGUAUUUUUCCUGCUCUUGUCUUUUGUAAUAUUGAUGUAACAUUAUCUUGUUCCUGCUGAGAUCAUUUAGAGCAACUGGUUAUUGUUUUAGAAGAAGGAAAAUGUUUCUGUGUGAUCCAUUUAUUUCUCUCAUAUUUUCCUCUGGAAAUGCCAAAUUAUAUUUUAUACUUAAGCUGAAACAGAGCUUGUUUGGUUUUUGUUGAUCAUUUUAGAAUUGUUUAUUCUUGUUUGGUAUACAGUUGCAUCAUGAACAUAAAUGCUUUACAAGAA